AUGCUGAGAUUUGGUUUGCUCUUAUCGCUGCUCGUUAUACCGCUGCAGCUGAGUCCCAAUGAUGCCAUCUUUCCAGGCAAUAUAGCGAAUCAAUAUUAUCUGAACAAGCAGCGUUUCCUGUUGGAAAUCCUACAUCAUCUGCAGGAGCCGCUGCUGCACGAACAGUGGAUUGCAUUGGGUCAGCGCAUCGUUAGCGAUAAGACGGAAUAUGUCUUUUAUACCGAGCAAAUGGAGCAGUUCUAUCAACAGCUAAGCUCGGAUCGCCUGUUGCCCAAGGACGUCUAUUACAAUCCGCUGCAGCCGGAGCACUACAGGGAGACCUUGGGCCUCUUUCAGUUCUUCUACAAUACACGCGAAUGGAGCACGCUGAGGCAGAAUAUAUGCUGGGCCCGUGUGCAUGCAAACCCAGGUCUCUUUCUGCACGCUCUGAUGCAGACGAUGCUCAAGCGCGACGAUUACCGAGUCCUGAUUAUGCCCAAGAUCUAUGAGCUGCUGCCGGCGCCGUAUCACAGUGAGACAGUUGUGCGGGAAGCUGGCAACUUCAACUACAUCAAUUGGAUACGACAGCAGGCGAUGAUGGGCAAUCAGAGUCACAUUCAGAUGGUGCUGCCCAAGAAGUUGUUGCCUAUGAACCUAACCGGAGACUUGCGUACGGCAAGCAAGUGGAGCGAGGCAAUGUCCGAGGUGCAGAUCUUAAGUUUAAGCGAGCCAAAGAUGCCUCAAGGCAAACUGAGUCAUCUAAUUGAAGAUUUCGGCUGGCUGAGCUACUGGUACUACCUCAAUAUGGGCGUGGCUCUACAGGACAAUCCAUCGCAAGCGGCUCGAAUCCGCGAUUGGUGCUACUGGCAGCUGAGCCAGAUUGUGGCACGCUACAAGCUCGAACGUUACGGACAGCAAAUGGAGUACAAGCGUUUGCCUAUGCAGGAGCAGGAGAACAGUCAGUUGCUGACAUGGCAAGGCCAGCGCUAUCAGCUAGAGACUCGCGCCACAAGGGCUCAACUCACAGAGCUGCUGCGCAAACUGGAGCUGCGCGUGGAGGCAGCGAUAUCCACGCAAAGCUUUAGUCUAUCCAAUGGCACGCUGAUCGAUCUACAAAAGGGUCACAAUUGGCUGCUCGGUCUGGAGCAGCUGUUUCCCUACGACUUGAGUCAGCUGCAGUUGCCUUCCGCUGGCCAGCCCCAACAGCUCUUGGAACUGCAUACGAUGCUGCGACAGCCGAGAUUUUACGCUUAUGCCGAUCGAUUAUUGCAUGCCUAUCGAUCCUAUCGCAGCGAGUUUCAGCCGAGCUACCCACAGUCCGUGCGGCCUGCCGAUAUAAGCAUUGAGGAUAUUCUGGUUGAGCCGCUGAUCACUUUCGACGAGCCUGUGGACGUUGAUCUCAGCAAUCUUUUGCACGCCAGAAACUUCUACUACGAGAAGCAUUUCAUGUGGCCGCACAGUCUGCAGUCACGGCGACUCCGACUGCAGCAGCAGCCCUUUGCCAUCACUUUCCAGCUGGUCAGCAAUAGGACGCAGUCAACCAUUCUGCGCACCUACCUAACCACAGCUGGCGGAGCUGUCAAUGAGGAGCCCUUCUAUCAGCUCGAUUCAUUUCUGACGGUACUUUACAAGGGGAACAACACGAUUCGUCGAGAGUCCCGCGACUUUCUGGGAUCGAUCGGCGAUCAUAUAAGCUUCACAGAGCUCUAUCACUAUGUGAGCUUGGCGGAGCAGGAACAAUACGACUUUCCCUUGAAUAUAACCCUGCCGAGCUGUGGCUUUCCUAGACGCCUGUUGUUGCCUCGAGGCGGCACCGGUGCGCCGCUUGCCAUGCGGCUACUGACUAUAGCGACGCCUUACAACUAUAAGGCCAAGCAGGGCAACGAGCUCUUCUGUGACUUUAGCAAAGGCGUCAGCAGCUGGGAUGAGCUGCCCCAUGGCUAUCCCUUCGAGAGGUUUGUGGAGCAGGCGGAACUACAAGGAUCACACGCAUAUUGGAAAGCCGUCGAGAUAGCGCACAGGGAUUAUAAAUUGGCUUAGAGCAGAAGUGGUAAGUCGCUUGCCACUCAACAUACAACACUCGAUUGGAGCUUCAGCCCGGCUAAGAGGUGUAUAGCUAAUGCCUUUUUUGUAACGUAACCCAAGUCCAUAAAUAAAAUUUAA
Drosophila hydei is the source of this 2142-nucleotide messenger RNA. Its product is annotated as larval serum protein 1 alpha chain. The transcript is spliced from 3 exons. The record is from RefSeq and is a predicted model, not a curated record. Lineage: Eukaryota; Metazoa; Arthropoda; Insecta; Diptera; Drosophilidae. The coding region runs from base 1 to 2019 and encodes 672 amino acids.